Messenger RNA from Stomoxys calcitrans (stable fly), 718 nucleotides. It is a transcript of the gene ND-B16.6, whose product is annotated as NADH dehydrogenase [ubiquinone] 1 alpha subcomplex subunit 13. The record is from RefSeq and is a predicted model, not a curated record. The coding region runs from base 128 to 577 and encodes 149 amino acids. The transcript has 4 exons. Lineage: Eukaryota; Metazoa; Arthropoda; Insecta; Diptera; Muscidae.
UAUAAACAAAUGCCUGCAUGUUGUCAGCACUGGUGUUAUGCAAACCACCGAUUGUCAAAAAAUUUUGACAAAUUGCAAUUCUCCUCAUUUUUACAGCAGCAUAGUUAGCUGAAGAGAAAUACAGGCAAUGGAUGCUGCUAAGAAGCAAGACAUGCCCCCACCAGGAGGCUAUAAGAAAAUUCCCUUUGCCCGUGUGCCAGCCAAAGUAUACUUCUCAGGUUGGCAAAUGCUGGGAACAUAUGCUGCUGUGACCACCGUUGGCCUAUAUGUAUAUUACUUGAAUGCCAAGAUGAUUAAACGGGAAGAAAUUGAAAUGCGUUCUGCCGAGAAUGUCAUUUUCCCCAUUUUGAUUGCUGAACGUGAUCGUGAGUUCUUAAAACAAUUGCGUCGCAAUCGCGAUGAGGAGGCCAAAUUGAUGGCCAAUGUUCCUGGAUGGGAGGUCGGCACUUGGUAUGGAGAGCCCGUUUUUAAAACAUUGCCCAAGGAUAAAUUAGUGAGCCCCAGCUUCAAUGAGUUCUAUGCCCAUACUGAUUGGAAGGCUUUGGCUAAACGUGCCCAUAUCAAAUUAUGGUCUUAGAUUGUUUGCAUUCUACAUUGAAAGUAGAGAACUGCUGCCCGCAGAUAAGCUUUUGUUUAGUUUUAAAUAAUUUGAGCGAUUUUUUAAAGUCCUCGUAGGAAAUGAUUUAAUAAAUAAAAAUGUAAGAGGAAGCUUAAAUAA